This is a messenger RNA of Pistacia vera, 771 nucleotides long. RefSeq lists its product as uncharacterized. The transcript is spliced from 4 exons. Bases 1 to 771 code for a protein of 256 amino acids. The record is from RefSeq and is a predicted model, not a curated record. NCBI's taxonomy places the organism in Eukaryota, Viridiplantae, Streptophyta, Magnoliopsida, Sapindales, Anacardiaceae.
AUGAUUGCUACUACCAGUAAGGAAGGAAAAGGUGGAGUUGGUGAAGCAAAUGAUAACUUGAGGACUUUGGAGUGUCUGAGAGGAAGAUUAAUUGCAGAAAGACAAGCUUCAAGGGCUGCAAAAGAUGAUGCAGAACUAAUGGGAAUCAAGCUGAUAGAGCUGGAGAAUAAACUCAAGGAAGAGAAUAAAUUGAGGAAUAAAGCUGAAAAGAAACUGAAAUUUUUGAAAAAGAAGCUUGAGUCCUUGAAGAUAGCAUUUACUUUGAAUGAAUCAGAGCAAUCUAGUUCUUCAGAAAACUCUGCACAUUCUUGUAAAUCAUCAUCCACAAGCACUUCAAGCCUCAAAGGCAUAGAAGAAUCUGAAUCCAAGUCACAGAUCACAACCCCAGAAAUCUCAGAAUCCAUUGCAUCUAAUCAAAGCCAUGAAAGUUCUUCCAUUCAAGAGAAUUCGGUUUCAGAAGAUCCUCCACAUGAAAUAGCAAUACACAAAUCAAGUUCAAUUUGUCAAGAUUCAGAGGUUGAUAAUCACAGCUCUGAAACCAUGAAAACUUCAAUGGAAGCUGGGAAUGAGAGGGAUAAAGAAGAAGAUUAUGUGGAUAACUCAAUGGCAAUAGUUCCUGUGACUUUCCCAAAGAAAUCCCAGGAGACAAAUGAACUGAAGAUAAGGAGUGGAAGUGCUAAAGAAUCUCUUGAUGCACUAAGGCUUGCCAGAGAAAGGAUUCAGAAUUCCAUGGAAAGAGGAAGACCUAUGAUUAGAGUUGGCCCUUCUUAA